GUGUAGUUUUAUUUUAGUCACGAUAUACAACAUUUUGUGGCAUAUUUGGAAAAAUAAUUGAAAUGGCUGCCGUUGAACGCAAGGGGACGUUCAAAGUUGAAUAUUUGCAACACAUAGAAAAAAAGGUUCAAGAAAAAUGGGAGCAUGAGAAAAUUUUCGAAAUUGAUGUGCCUGACGAUGGUAAAAGUUAUGAAAAGUUUAUGUGCACCUUCCCAUACCCAUACAUGAAUGGGCGCCUUCAUCUUGGACAUACAUUUUCUUUGUCAAAAUGCGAGUUUGCAGCUAGGUACCACAGAUUAAAAGGGCGCAAGGUUCUCUUCCCUUUUGGGUUUCAUUGCACCGGAAUGCCUAUCAAAGCUUGUGCAGACAAGCUGAAAAGAGAAAUGGAACUAUAUGGUUGUCCACCAGUUUUUCCAGAGGACGAGGAAGUUUCUGUCAAAGAUGAUGGGGACAUUAUUCCUAAAGAUAAAAGUAAAGGGAAAAAAAGUAAAGCUGUUGCAAAAACUGGCAAUGCAAAGUUUCAAUGGCAAAUCAUGAGAACUUUAGGUGUUCCAGAGGAGGAAAUCAAAAUGUUUGCAGAUGAAAACUACUGGCUGGAAUACUUCCCACCCCUAGCACUCAAUGACUUGAGGAGAAUGGGUAUACAUGUAGACUGGAGAAGAAAGUUUAUCACUACUGAUGCAAAUCCAUUUUAUGACUCCUUCAUAAGAUGGCAGUAUAACCACAUGAAAGACAGAAAUAAAGUUAUGUUCGGCAAGAGGUAUACAAUUUUCUCGCCAUUGGACAAGCAGCCAUGUAUGGACCACGACAGAAGUACUGGGGAAGGUGCAGGUCCACAGGAGUAUACCCUGGUUAAAAUGGAAGUUCUAAAACCUUUUCCUACAGUAUUAAAGACUUUUGAAGACAAAAUUGUGAGCUUAGUAGCAGCUACACUAAGACCUGAAACUAUGUACGGUCAGACUAACUGUUGGAUCCACCCUGACAUAAAGUAUAUAGCUUUUGAAACUGUUAAAGAUGGAGUGUUUUUAUGCACUAGGAGAGCUGCACGUAACAUGGCAUACCAAGGAUUCACUGAGAACGACGGAGAAUUUAAAAUACUUCUAGAGAUAUUAGGGCAAGACCUUCUCGGGAUUGGUUUGAAGUCGCCGUUCACAAGCUACGAAAAGAUUUACACACUUCCUAUGUUAACGAUUAAAGAAGAUAAAGGUACGGGUAUAGUGACCAGCGUACCGUCAGAUUCCCCCGACGACUACGCCGCGCUAGUGGACUUGCAGAAGAAACCAGCCUUCAGAGAAAAGUAUGGCAUCAAAGAUGAAAUGGUCCUACCGUUCAAGCCCGUUCCUAUUUUAGAAAUUCCGGAAUUCGGGAACCUCGCUGCCGUACACGUGUACAACAAGUUCAAAAUACAGAGUCAAAAUGAUAAGGAUAAGCUGAUUCAAGCUAAAGAACUGGUGUACCUCAAAGGCUUCUACGACGGCGUUUUGCUUGUCGGAGAGUUCAAAGGGAGCAAGAUACAGGACGUAAAAAAGAAGUUACAAACGAAAUUGAUACAGGAGGGAAGCGCUGUUGUAUAUUACGAGCCGGAGAAAACUAUUAUAUCUCGAUCCGGGGAUGAGUGUGUGGUUGCGCUAUGUAAUCAGUGGUACCUGCAGUACGGCGAGGAGAAGUGGAAAGCUCAGGCGGAAAGGGCCCUGGCCGGCAUCAAUACGUACCACGAUGAAGUGAGGAAAAACUUUGAAGCGACUCUUAAUUGGUUGCAUGAGUAUGCCUUCUCUAGGACAUAUGGACUUGGUACCAAAGUUCCAUGGGAUGAGCAGUGGGUUAUAGAAUCCCUGUCCGACUCGACGAUAUACAACGCGUACUACACGAUAUCGCACUUCCUCCAAGGCGGCACGUACAGGGGUAACAAGGAGAACAUGCUGAACAUAAAGCCCGAACAGAUGACACCCGAUGUAUGGGACUACAUAUUCUUUAAAGACGCGUCAGCCCCCAAGUCGACGAUACCUAAGAAAUCCCUCGACUUGAUGAAAAAGUCAUUUCAGUUUUGGUAUCCCGUGGACGUGCGCGUCUCCGGCAAGGAUUUGAUACAGAACCAUCUGACGUUCUACAUCUACAGCCACUGCGCUAUGUGGCCGAACGAGGAGGACAAAUGGCCGAAGGGCAUUCGAGCGAACGGCCAUCUCAUGUUGAACUCGGCUAAGAUGUCCAAGUCGGAGGGAAACUUUUUAACUCUCUCAGAGUGUAUAGACAAGUACAGCGCGGACGCCAUGCGGCUGGCCCUGGCCGAUUCCGGGGACUCGGUCGAAGACGCCAACUUCGUGGAGGUCACCGCCGACGCCGCCAUCUUGAGACUCUACACCUUCAUCGAGUGGGUCAAAGAGGUGCUGGCGAAUACAUCUGAACUUAGAAAAGGACCGUACAACUUUCACGACAAGGUGUUUGUGAGCGAGAUGAACACUAAGAUCCUGCAGACGGACGAGUACUACAACAGGAUGCUGUUCAAGGAGGCGCUGCGGACGGGCGUGUUCGAGCUGCAAGCCGCGCGGGACAAGUACCGGGAGCUGUGCUCGGAGGCGGGCAUGCACCACGAGCUGGUGCGCCGCUUCGUGGAGACGCAGGCCAAGCUCAUGUCGCCCGUCUGCCCGCACGUCGCCGAACACGUGUGGGAGCUGCUCGGACAUAAUACGAGCAUCCUCCACUCUGCGUGGCCGGUGGCGGGCGAGGUGGACGAGGCGGCGGUGAAGGCCAGCAACUACCUGAUGGAGGCGGCACACACCUUCAGGAUAUACCUCAAGAACCAGACCACCGUCAAGAAGUCCAAGAAGGGCGAAGUCACCAAGCCGGAGAAGUUCGACACGGGAAUCAUUUGGGUGGCGAAGGAGUACCCCAAGUGGCAACACAUCAUAUUGAGCAUGCUGAAGGAACUUAAUGGGCCAAACGGUCUUCCCGACAACAAGACAAUAUCGAGCAAGUUGGGCGGCAUUCCGGAGCUGAAGAAGUACACGAAGCGCGUGAUGCCGUUCGUGCAGGCGACGCGGGAGAGCCUCGAGCAGCACGGCGCCGACGCGCUGUCCGUCGCGCUGCCGUUUGACGAGGCGGCCGUGCUCACCGACAACAUGCCGUAUCUCCUCAACACCCUUGACCUAGACACUAUAACGGUGAAGUACACGGACGCUGCGGACGCGCCGGACAAGUCUCGCGAGGAGUGCGCGCCGGGCCGCCCGCACCUCACCCUGCUGGCGUCGCCGGCGCUAACGCUGGCGCUGGCCAACCCCGCCCCCCGCUCCGGCCUCUUCUCCGCUGCGGUGCGGGCCGCUAACGACGACACCGUCUCUAAACUCAAGGUCAAACUGGCCAAGGAAGUCAAGGCCGUCAAAGAGCUCAACAACGUGAAAAUCUGGCGCUACAAGGAUCCCGUGUUGGGGCCGCGCAAGAUCCCGGUCAUAGACGACUACCUGACCAAGUGCGAGCCGCUCCCCGACUCGGCCGUGUUUCAAAUAGACGUGGACAAUCAAAUUGUGCGCGCGGUGGAAGGCGGUAAAACCGUCGACGUCGGCUUACAGCUCUUGUACACAUACGAUGCUUAGUUUAUAUCGUUUAAUAAAUUAUUUAUUAACGUCAAA
Messenger RNA from Aricia agestis (brown argus), 3623 nucleotides. It is a transcript of the gene LeuRS, whose product is annotated as leucine--tRNA ligase, cytoplasmic. Gene Ontology annotation, molecular function: ATP binding; leucine-tRNA ligase activity; aminoacyl-tRNA deacylase activity. The record is from RefSeq and is a predicted model, not a curated record. Gene Ontology annotation, biological process: leucyl-tRNA aminoacylation. The transcript has 12 exons. Bases 63 to 3587 code for a protein of 1174 amino acids. Lineage: Eukaryota; Metazoa; Arthropoda; Insecta; Lepidoptera; Lycaenidae.